AUGUCCGGAUCGGUGGAGGCGCUGUUGAAAGGAUCUUCCCCACCAAAUUCACGCUCCCAAGAGCUCCACUGGAGCAGUGACAGUGUCAAUUCUAGAACGGGACGGGCCCCUCCCCCCAGCUCUCUUGGCUCUGACACGCUCCGCCAACACUGCCGAACGCUGACGUCAAUUCCCAGCAAGACGGGAAAAUUACACUUUCAAAAAGCAAUUGAAACGCGGACCCCACCCAUUUUUGCCACUAGGAACCUGCAUAUCAUUAGCCACACCGACCUCAUGGUCAUGGGCAUUCCUAGUUUGUCUCUGGAAGAGAUUUUUAUGACCCCCAGCUCAGCUUUUCUUAGGCCAAUGCUCUUGGUAGCUUUGCAACGGCUCUAUGUCAGUCACCCAAGUUACAGUCUGAAGCAAACGCCAGGCGAUGGCCCAAGCAGUAUCAAGUAUCGACAUUUACUUCCAACCGUUUUUUAA
Molecule: messenger RNA, 465 nt
Organism: Ophidiomyces ophidiicola
Lineage: Eukaryota; Fungi; Ascomycota; Eurotiomycetes; Onygenales; Onygenaceae
Exons: 1
Coding region: 1-465 (154 amino acids)
Source: RefSeq, a predicted model, not a curated record